UUUCAUGCAUAAUAUUUUAUAAACAGAUAAGUUGUUGGAUCAACAUCUUCGAUAAACACUUAAAAAGAUCAAACAACCAAACUUAAAUGAUAUUGUUGUUAUUUAAUUCCGGUUUUAGAUACUUAUGCGUCGAAGUUCUUCAGCUUUGAAUAUUCAGCAAACAAUUGCCGAAUUCAAAACUUGCCCUCUUGAUCUGGAAGAAGAGAGAAGGAUACAGAAAGAAAUAAAAAAGUGGAAGGACUAUGAAGAUGAUGUUGACCGUCUGAAGCAGGAAAUGACAGCAGUGAAAGACAAUAUAUCUGACGUGAAGAAAGACAUUGAAGACGUAAAGGGAAAUGUAACUGAAGUAAAAAAAGACAUUGAAGGCAUAAGGAAAAAUGUAACUGAGGUGAAAAGAGACCUAGAAGGCGUAAAAGAAAAUGAUACUGCAGUGAAGAGAAACCUUGAAGGCAUAAAGGAAAAUGUAACUGAAGUGAAGAAAGACCUUGAAGACGCAAAAGAAAAUGAUACUGCAAUGAAGAGAGACAUUGAAGACAUAAAGGAAAAUGUAACUGAUGUGAAGAGAGACGUCGAUGAGUUUAAAAGACGGCAAGGGACAGAUGAAACAAGGCAGGACAGACAGAAGAAAGGAAACAUUUUUCAGAGGUUUUUUGAGAGGAGACGUUAUAACCGGAUGAAAACAAAACUUCAAGGCGACCUGAUUAAAUUCUACAGAAAAAGGUGUAGUUCAAUACCUCUGUCACCGCUUCUUGAAGAAAUAGAGACACCUUUAGCUGGGUUCUACGUGAUGCCUGAUAUAGUCGCCGUAAAACAGAAAUCCCUAACUUGUCAUGAAGAGGAAAGAACACCGAUCAAGUCUUUGAAAGACCUGUUUUCAACCGGAAGUGGAGAUGCAACAAGAAAUGUAUUUAUCAGCUGA
Messenger RNA from Ruditapes philippinarum (Manila clam), 919 nucleotides. Its product is annotated as structural maintenance of chromosomes protein 2-like. Lineage: Eukaryota; Metazoa; Mollusca; Bivalvia; Venerida; Veneridae. The transcript has 3 exons. The record is from RefSeq and is a predicted model, not a curated record. Bases 125 to 919 code for a protein of 264 amino acids.